This is a messenger RNA of Teleopsis dalmanni, 647 nucleotides long. RefSeq names its product neogenin-like. Gene Ontology annotation, cellular component: membrane. The transcript has 3 exons. Lineage: Eukaryota; Metazoa; Arthropoda; Insecta; Diptera; Diopsidae. The record is from RefSeq and is a predicted model, not a curated record. Bases 1 to 444 code for a protein of 147 amino acids.
AUGAUAAAACGUUUGGCUCGCGCAUCAUGUUACGAGUGCACAAUCAUAACGGCCAAUCCUGGUUAUCCUAAUGGUGCUGCUGGAGGCGGUAGCAGUGCUAUGAGUAAUGGUGGAGUAUCAACAAUAGAAAGUAAUAAACGUGGACACCCACUUAAAAGUUUUAGUGUACCCGGACCACCUCCAACAAAUGGACCUUCAGCAAUUAAUAAACAUGCUCCAGCUGUUACAAUACGUCCGCAAAAUCAAUCACCCUAUAAGAAGCCCUCAUUCUCAGCAGCUACACCCAAUCGCCUGCAAGGUGGCCCUUCAGUAACACAUUCCACAGAUGAAAUACAAAGACUGGCGCCGAGUACUUCAACAGAGGAACUUAAUCAAGAGAUGGCCAAUUUGGAAGGACUUAUGAAGGAUUUAAGUGCAAUAACAGCAAAUGAAUUUGAAUGUUAACAGCAAAAAAUGAAAUAUAGAAUUAAACACAAAAGCGACAACGAUGCAGUUUUUACUAAAAUAAUUUUCAAACGAUUCUGCGAUGCUUUUUAAUUAUUAAUGCCAUGUUAGCAAAAUAUAUUUAAUUUAUGUUUAACUGUAUUUGAUUAUAUGGUACAUAAGUUAUUAGCCUUUUUAAGUUUUAAAUCAUUUAAAUGCCUUUA